Messenger RNA from Stylonychia lemnae, 1404 nucleotides. NCBI's taxonomy places the organism in Eukaryota, Ciliophora, Spirotrichea, Sporadotrichida, Oxytrichidae. The record is from the annotation of a GenBank genome assembly.
AUGGGAUAGGCUUGCUCAAAUUGCUAAACUAACUAAGAUGAAGUCUUCAAUACUAAUUGCAUGGGAGCGAAGGAAUGGUGUGGAGUUACAAGAAAUGUUUAUUCAGAAUAUAGUGAGUCAAGGAAUGAUGAUUUAUCAGUGCAAAUAUCGAUCAGAGACAUACAGAGGUAGAACGAACCUCCCCCAGAUUCUUUCUACUCUGAUUAAAUAAAGAAACCUCCUGGGAUAUUUUCGAUAGACAAUCCAAAUUAUUACUAAGAAAAAGAUGAUGAUUCAUUUGUAGUAAAGAGUAGAGGAAAGUCAGGGAAUUAAAGAGUGAGUCAUAAACUAAGUUCAUCAUCUAGAAAUAACUCAAUCGGAAAUACUUAGUUAAAGAGUAAAAACAAGUUGUCGAAAGUAAAUUCAACAAAUCAAACUUUUCAAUAUAAUAAUAUCAAUACUAACACGAUGACAAAACCUGGUGAUAGUACGAAGAAGUUGACAAGUAGGGAUCUGAAUCCCUAGUAUGAUAGUAAAAAUAUGGUCUAUGUUGAGGAGAUCACUCUUAUUGAUUAGAGUUUAUAUACUGGCUAUAUGAAAAAGGCACCAAAUGGCUAUGAGGUUGUAAAGCACGGUAAAGGGAAGCAAGUAUGGAAGGAUGGAGCAAAGUAUGAAGGUGAGUGGAGAGAUGGAAAAGCGAAUGGCAAAGGAACUUUCUUUCAUGUGAAUGGAGACAUUUAUGAAGGAGAGUUUAAGGAUGACAGAGCCAACGGCUAUGGAACAUACUAUCAUAAGAAUGGAUCGAAGUAUAUCGGAUCAUGGAAAGAUGACCUAAAAGAUGGUUUCGGAAGAGAGGAGUGGGAAGAUGGAUCAUACUACGAAGGGCAUUUUAAGUCAGGAUGCAAGCACGGUCAGGGCACUUACAAAUGGGGAGAUAAGAGUCUUUAUGAAGGAGUAUGGGUAAAUAAUAACAUAGAAGGUCAUGGCAAGUAUGUGUGGCCUGAUGGGCGAAUAUACGAAGGAACUUGGAAAGAGAACAAGUUACAUGGUAAAGGUGUGUAUUAGUGGCCAGAUGGCAGAAUCUAUGAUGGCUUUUAUCUUGAUGAUAAAAAGCAUGGCUAAGGCGUUUAUAAAUGGCCAGACGGUAGAAUUUACGAUGGUAACUGGACUAACGGUAAACAACAUGGUGAGGGUAAGUUCACCAACUCCAAAGGUAAAUGCAAAUCUGGUAUUUGGGAAAAUGGCGCAAGAAUAAAGUGGAAUACUACUAAGGAUAAAUCCCAGAAAGUUUAAGAUGUUAACACUACCAGUAGUAUAUUUAUUACUCCAGCGAGAUAGCAAGAAACGCCGAACAGAUACUUGAUGAGUACUGAUAAUGAAAGCUUUACCAAACCUUCCUUUGUCAGUCAAAGUAUAGCAUAGUGA